Messenger RNA from Uranotaenia lowii, 2947 nucleotides. RefSeq names its product sialin (gene MFS9). The transcript is spliced from 6 exons. Gene Ontology annotation, biological process: monoatomic anion transport; transmembrane transport. Bases 915 to 2360 code for a protein of 481 amino acids. Gene Ontology annotation, molecular function: transmembrane transporter activity. The record is from RefSeq and is a predicted model, not a curated record. Lineage: Eukaryota; Metazoa; Arthropoda; Insecta; Diptera; Culicidae. Gene Ontology annotation, cellular component: plasma membrane.
UGCUAGCGGCCAUCAAACGGAUAUGGACGGAUUCGAUUCACAACAGUAACAACCUUCUUAGUCGAUUGGUGGCAUUUGGCACAAUCGGUUCUUUAUUUUGAUUGUUCUCCCGCGAAAUUGGAAAGGGUUUUUGGAGGGAACCUUUCAUAGAGCUGACUUAAUACUGUGUUUGGCAAACACUUCAUGACUUGUGUUGGACACGUGUUAAUUGAUAAUUCGUGUGGUUUUUUUGCCCGCCGUGCUUCACAAAAGUUACAGUUUAAAAUUUUCAGCUUGGAUGGUUUUGACGUGACGUGAAAAAAGCAGUUUUUCCUAGUUUUGUGAACCGUUUUUCAAUUGAUGAAACCAGUCGAAAAAAACUUCAGUUGCAUAUACCUGCUUGUAACAGUUGCACAUUUCUCGACAAUUGAAUGACAAAAAUGCAUUGAAUAGCAUCAGCUGCCGGGAACGAGCGAAUUCCUCACACAUUCCAGUUGGAAAUUAAUUAGUGAAAAAUUGAAAUAGAAUGGAAACUGCCGUCUCUCUCAGCAUGCAACAGUGCGUAACCGGGCAGUAAAUUGUUAUUCCAUUUGGCACAUGUCCGAACAGGUGCCGCGUAACACCGAUUUAAGUUGCAACAAGUGAGAGAAAAAAGUACUUUUAUUAGCUGAAAACUAAACAAUGCCGUUGAUUGGUGGAAAAGUGAUUUCAAUACGUGCUCCGGUUUAAAAGACGGAAGGAAAUUUUUCAAAGUAUCAAAAGAAACUCUUAUUUGAGAUUAAUUUCCCUGGGGAGCGGUUAAGUGGAGAAGGCAAAUUUACGCCCCAAGUGAUACUGUGAAAGGCUCAAACCAGUGAUAGUUUUGCUUGGCAAUAGUCAAUUGCCCUGUUUCAGGGUUGACGAAAGUUGACCAUCUGUCGAAUUGAGUUAUCAAAAUGGAAGUCGCAGAAAGCAGUAAAUUAAGCGAUGGCAUCUCUGCGCCGCUAUGGAUGUUCUGGAAGCGCCGGAGAUACGUGGUGGUGCUGAUGGGAUUUCUCGGCUUCUUCAAUGUUUACUCGCUGCGUGUCAACCUCAGUGUGGCCAUCGUGGCCAUGACCGAGAUGCGGGAGGUGGAUUACGGGAAUGGAACCGUCGGUGAGGAGCAAUACUUCGACUGGGACUCGAAAGAGCAAGGAUUCAUACUUAGCUCAUUUUUCUACGGCUACAUCAUGACGCCAUUUCUGGGCGGCUUCAUCUCGAACAGGUUCGGAGGCAAUAACGUCUUCGGCAUCGGCAUAGCAGCAACGGCCAUCCUUACCCUACUGACUCCUCUGGCUGCUGAAGCUGGCCUGGGAGUGCUCAUUGCUGUCCGUAUUAUUGAGGGCAUCUUCGAGGGCGUAACGUUCCCGUGUAUCCAUGCCGUAUGGUCCAGAUGGGCUCCACCCUCGGAACGAUCCCGGAUGGCUUCGAUUGCUUUUGCCGGAAACUACGCCGGAACCGUGGUAUCGAUGCCACUGAGUGGAGUCUUUGCGACGGCCUAUGGAUGGCAAAGUGUUUUCUACAUUUUCGGAACCAUCGGAUGCAUCUGGUAUGUGGCGUGGGUGUUUGUGGUCAAAACAUCGCCAGAAGUAGAUCCGUGGAUCAGCGAUAAUGAAAAGGACUUCAUUCUGAACAGCUUGGGUAGGAAAGAGGGCAAGCCAGAGAAGAUUAAGCACCCAUGGAAGGGAAUUUUCACAUCGGUCGCCGUUUGGGCCCUGGUCGCCUCUCAUUUCUCCGAAAACUGGGGAUUCUACACGUUGCUGACACAGUUGCCGACCUUUUUGAAAGACACCAUGCAUUUCCAGCUCGAGAAAACAGGAUUCAUCUCGGCCAUUCCAUAUCUGGUGAUGGGUAUUCUCCUGUUCGUCUCCGGUUAUUUGGCUGAUCUGUGCCAAGUCAAAGGAUGGCUCACCACUACUCAGGUUCGCCGCUAUUUCAACUGCACGGCAUUCAUGUUCCAAACGGUGUUCAUGAUUGUGGGAGCAUUCAUUUUGAAACCGGCCGCCACGAUCACCUGCAUCACGAUUGCUGUCGGUAUCGGAGCCUUCGCCUGGUCCGGAUUUGCCGUGAACCACCUGGAUCUCUCGCCCAAGAGUGCCGGAGUGUUGAUGGGUAUUUCGAACACCUUCGCUACGAUUCCCGGCAUUGUGAGUCCCAUACUGACCGGAUAUAUCACAUCGAAUCACACGGAUGACGAAUGGCGGGUAGUGUUCUACAUUGCUGCCGGAAUCUAUCUGUUUGGAAGUUUGAUCUACUGGUUCUGGGCCUCCGGCGAACUGCAGCCAUGGUCCAUCGAAGCUCAAGAGAAAUUGAAAGACGAACGAGAAGGCUAUGUCAAUAAGGUUAAGAUUGCUGAUGAAUAAUUUGAAAUAAACUACAGACAGCUAUUGAGAUUGGACAUCUGACUGAUGUUAUUGAGAUAUUGUUUUGAUGGAUUGUUGAAUAUUCAGUAAACAAGGUUAUAAAAAAUACAGUGAUGAUUUAUAGAAUAAAUUUUGAGAAACUUUCGUUUUGCAUUUCGAUCUGCUAAAUCUCGAAUUCAAUAAACUCAAUCCUUCGCAUUCAACAUUUUCGAAAAACUACUCAAAAUGUCUAAAGUAUUAACUCAAAAUCUGAUCCAAAAUACAACAUUGAAUUGAAAUUCCACGAAAUUCUUAUGAAUUCAAGAGUUAUCAAAAAUGUAUAGCUUUUAUUUCCUGAAGUUAUUCUAGAAUAUUCACUACAAUACGAAACAGGCAACUUCAAAAAUCGAGUAUUCUAGCACUUUAACGGCCACCUUGUAACUUUAUAACACUUUAAUACAUCCCCUAGUAUAACAGUUGACAUAAACCUUCCACGCAAUAUUGCACACAACUUUUAAAAAGCGUGCAUAAGAAAAGGCGCUUACUUUCGUGUACGAAAGAAUGCUUUGUUCUCUACGUGUAGUUGAGGCGUUUGACAAGUAAAUUAU